ACCGCUAUUGGCUGAGCUCCCGUGGCACGUAAUCAUUUCGUCGUCAGAAAACUGCGCGACUUUAAUUUGAAGUGUUUCAAAAACUGUGGCAGGAAUCAGGAAAGAAGAUUCGUGAAAGAAUUAAAGGUGAAAACUGCCUCUGGAUGGAAGCGGGAGACUUGUCUGAGGGAGAGGCUGGGGGAUCGAUUCAUUCCCUGGUACCUGUGUCUGGAAUGACCCCAGGAUGUGGUGAGGGUGGAAGUGCUGGUUCGCCCCAGAGCCAGGGCAGUGCCUCCUCGGUACCAAAACAGGCAGAGAGAGAAACCUGGACCAGACAGAUGGACUUCAUCAUGUCCUGCGUGGGUUUUGCUGUAGGCUUGGGAAAUGUGUGGCGCUUUCCUUACCUUUGCUACAAGAAUGGAGGAGGAGUGUUUCUAAUCCCCUACUUGCUGAUGGUGUUCAUCGGGGGCAUCCCCGUCUUCUUCCUGGAAAUCGCUUUGGGGCAGUUCAUGAAGCAGGGAGGUGUUUCCGCCUGGAACAUCGCACCACUUUUCAAAGGUCUGGGCUUGGCUUCAAUGGUGAUUGUGUUCUUCUGCAACACCUACUACAUCAUGAUUCUGGCGUGGGGUCUCUUCUUUCUCUUCCACUCAUUCACCAACCCGCUUCCUUGGGCCACCUGCGGCCACGCUUGGAACACACCCAAUUGCACAGUCAACUUCAGCAGCAACUGCCACAGCAACAGUGCUGACUCAUCUGUUGCUCAAAACCUGUCCUCAAACUUGUCACUCCUUAACAGCUGCAUGGAGACGGGAGGCAUGCGCUCCCCAGUCAUGGAAUUCUGGGAACAUAAAGUUCUCCAUCUGUCGAGCGGGCUCCAUGAACCGGGUACUAUGAACUACGAGGUGGCGCUAUGCCUCCUUGCCACCUGGGUCAUUGUUUACUUCUGCAUAUGGAAAGGCGUUAAAUCCACAGGCAAGGUUGUAUACUUCACGGCCCUGUUCCCGUAUGUUGUUCUGGUUAUUCUUUUGGGGCAUGGCGUGACUCUCCCUGGAGCAGUAAAUGGGAUUGAAUACUACCUGAAACCAGAUUGGUCCAAACUGGGAGAAGCACAGGUGUGGAUUGAUGCUGGUACCCAGAUUUUCUUCUCAUAUGCUAUCGGACUGGGUGCCCUGACUGCACUUGGCAGCUAUAACCGCUUCUAUUACAACUGUUACCAGGAUGCGUUUGUGCUGGCGGUUAUUAACAGCGGAACCAGCUUCUUUGCAGGCUUAGUCGUGUUCUCUGUGUUGGGCUUCAUGGCUAAAGAGCAAGGCGUGGACAUCAGUAAGGUAGCUGAGAGUGGACCCGGCCUGGCAUUUAUAGCCUACCCCAAGGCUGUGACUUUGAUGCCCUUCGCACCAUUCUGGGCAGCGCUUUUCUUCUUUAUGUUACUUGUACUCGGCCUGGACAGUCAGUUUGUUGGAGUAGAAGGUUUCGUAACUGGAAUCAUGGACAUGCUUCCACCCAAGUCCGCCCUGGGCUCCUUUCGGAGAGAGGUGGUUGCUGCCAUCUGUUGUGUCAUCUGCAUCCUCAUUGACAUGUCCAUGAUCACGGAGGGAGGGAUGUAUGUGUUCCAGUUGUUUGACUACUAUUCUGCCAGCGGCAUCACUCUGCUGUGGCAGGCGUUCUGGGAGUGUGUAGUGAUUGCUUGGGUCUAUGGCGCGGAUCGUUUCAUGGACGAUGUGGCUCGCAUGAUCGGCUAUCAGCCCCUUCCCUACAUGAAGUGGUGCUGGUCCUACAUCACACCCAUUGUCUGCAUGGGAGUUUUCCUGUUCCAUGUGAUCAACUACGAGCCCCUAACCUACAAUAAUGUGUACACAUACCCAUGGUGGGGUGAACUCUUUGGAUGGGUUUUGGCCCUUUCCUCUAUGCUUUGUAUCCCACUCACUGUUGUGUACAAACUGCUGCGCGCCAACGGAUCACCUCGAGAGCGAUGGAAACGCCUCAUAACCCCACGAUGGGGCAGACAUCACCUGGAGUAUCUUAUUGCGGAGAAUGAAGGCAUGCUGCUGCAGGCAGAGAGCAAGAAUGUUCGUCUGUCAGAAGUGUCAUCUGAUGCACAAAGCAAGUAGCAAGUAUCAACACAACAGUGGCUACCAUCUUGGUGGAACUUUCGAAAAAGAUCUGCCUCUAAAAUUCUUCAUAAUAAAUAAAUUCAUGAAAUUCCAUUGAUUACUAAAGAGCAAGACCAAAACUACUGCCAGCAUGGCUCCUCCCACAAUUAAUGUUGUAUUUGCACGAAUUAAGACAAAUUUAAAGACAAAAUUUGACAAAUUCUUCUAGUGAAAGCUCGACAGCUCAAAAGAAGUCUGAACAUGCCUAGACAUGUUCUUACAUGGUUUAACGGUCAUUAUUGUUCGUGUGAUAAUUGUUUUUAUUUUCUUUUGAAUGUUAUGAUGAAAUAAUAACAUGGUAAUUACUUCGUAUUAGAAUAGCAAUUAUAUUACAGUAGAAUGCUUUGAAAUUGCUUUUGUGUGAAGAAAUGACUUUGUGCAUUGUUACUCUCUGAUAAUGUCACAUGAUGUAUAAGAAAUGAACAAGAUUUAAGUCCAUUGUCUACAAGAGAGGAAUUGUGGCAAUAUGAUGCAUGCUACUUAGCGCUGCUACGUUAUAAUGAUAGAGUGCAGAGAGGGACAUGGAGCUACGGGAGGAAAUCCAAAACUACUUUCCUCUUGCACAAUUUUAUUUUAACUAGUUUUCUUGAGCACCAAGAAAGCACCAAGAAAACAGUUUUCUUGGUGCUUUGUUUAAUCCCAACGGAAAUUGGAUAUUACGAGGCAGUUACUUCGGUAAGAAAACUAAGGAAGUACUCUAUGCUCGCUUGUUCUCUGAGAAAAGCAUGUCCUAAUCUUCCUGAAACCCAAGAAACCUUACCACUAAUUCGAACUUGAGGCAUUUUUGACUUGAUCACUCUUAAAGAAAACUCACCAAAAAUAGACCAGCAUUUAACCACAUUUAUUCUCUUUACCCAUUCAACUGUGGUACCUUUUUUUUUUAUUACCGGUACAUUUAAUUUCAGUUUUUAAUCAAUCAGAAUUUAAUCAAUAUAAUCAAAGCAAUGAUUUUGUGAUUUCCGUGGAUUACCAAUUGUAACUCACAUCUGGCAGGUUCAACGGUUAAUUUAUGGAUAUUAUUCGGAUGAUUGUCAUUUUAAUAAAUCUCUUGCAUUCGAUAAAA
Molecule: messenger RNA, 3195 nt
Organism: Hippocampus zosterae (dwarf seahorse)
Lineage: Eukaryota; Metazoa; Chordata; Actinopteri; Syngnathiformes; Syngnathidae
Product: sodium- and chloride-dependent creatine transporter 1-like
Exons: 14
Coding region: 144-2090 (648 amino acids)
Biological process (GO): sodium ion transmembrane transport
Cellular component (GO): membrane
Source: RefSeq, a predicted model, not a curated record